This is a messenger RNA of Pangasianodon hypophthalmus (striped catfish), 2592 nucleotides long. RefSeq names its product dopa decarboxylase (gene ddc). Gene Ontology annotation, biological process: amino acid metabolic process; serotonin biosynthetic process; catecholamine metabolic process. The record is from RefSeq and is a predicted model, not a curated record. The transcript is spliced from 14 exons. Lineage: Eukaryota; Metazoa; Chordata; Actinopteri; Siluriformes; Pangasiidae. The coding region runs from base 228 to 1670 and encodes 480 amino acids. Gene Ontology annotation, molecular function: pyridoxal phosphate binding; aromatic-L-amino-acid decarboxylase activity.
AACCCUAACCACAAGUCAGAACCAACCUUAGAGCUAACGGAGCUAAAAAUCUAAACACUUUGAGCUGUGUUUGUGGGUAUGAAUAUGUAUGUGAAUCAAGGUGUAGCAGGAUCCACAUUAACCCACAAGGAGAUGUUGAAGGACUUUUAGUCAAAGCUUUCCCCAACCCUGUGGAUUUAAAGUUAGAAACAUCUUGCACAGCUGAGAAGGAGACAAAAGGUGUGAAGAUGGACAUCGCAGAGUUCCGCAAGCGAGGGAAGGAGAUGGUGGACUAUAUAGCUGAUUACCUGGAGAACAUUGAGAAAAGGCAGGUUUACCCUGGAGUGGAGCCCGGCUACCUACGAGCACUUAUUCCUGAGGUGGCUCCUGAUGAGCCAGAGACGUAUGAAGAUGUGAUUAAGGACAUCGAGCGGGUCAUCAUGCCAGGGAUCACCCACUGGCACAGCCCAUACUUCUAUGCCUACUUCCCCAGUGCCAACUCCUUCCCUGCAUUACUAGCAGACAUGCUGUCGGGGGGAAUCGGCUGCGUUGGCUUCUCCUGGGCUGCGAGUCCGGCCUGUACUGAGCUGGAGACAGUGAUGCUCGACUGGCUGGGAAAAAUGCUGAAGCUGCCCGAGGAGUUUCUAGCAGGAACGGAGGGCAAAGGAGGAGGUGUGAUUCAGGGAACUGCUAGUGAAGCGUCUUUAGUAGCACUUCUCGCCGCUCGCUCCAGAAGCGUGAAACACGUUCAAGCUGAUCAUCCUGAGUGGACCGAAGUGUACAUCAUGUCUAAACUAGUAGCUUACGCUUCAAACCAGGCUCAUUCAUCCGUUGAGAGAGCAGGGCUAAUAGGAGGCGUGAGAAUGAAAAAACUUCCCACUGACAGCAAGUUUGCCGUGAGGGGAGAGGCACUGAGGAAAGCCAUUGAGGAGGACAAAGCAGCAGGUCUCAUUCCCUUCUACUUUUGUGCCACACUGGGAACGACUCCAUCGUGUGCAUUUGACUGCAUCACUGAGCUCGGACCCAUAUGUAACGCAGAGGGGAUAUGGAUGCACAUUGACGCUGCCUACGCAGGAAGUGCAUUCAUCUGUCCUGAGUUCCGACCUCUCUUGGAUGGCGUGGAGUUUGCUGACUCCUUCAACUUUAAUCCUCACAAAUGGCUGCUAGUGAACUUCGACUGCUCCACGAUGUGGGUGAAGAAAAGGGCUGAUAUUAUUGGGGCGUUUAAGAUGGACCCACUUUAUCUGAAGCAUGACCACCAAGAGUCAGGAUUAGUGACGGAUUAUAGACACUGGCAGAUCCCACUGGGUCGGAGGUUCCGCUCGCUGAAGUUGUGGUUCGUGUUGCGCAUGUAUGGACUCCGAGGUCUGCAGCAGCACAUCCGCAAGCAAGUUGCACUGGCUAAGGAGUUUGAGAGUUUGCUGUUAGCAGAUGAACGCUUUGAGAUCUGUGCUGAAGUGGUGCUUGGCCUGGUCUGCUUCAGAUUAAAGGGCUCGAACGACCUGAAUGAAACCCUGCUGAAGAGGAUCAACAGCGGUCGCAGGAUUCACCUGGUGCCGUGCCAGUUGGCGGGUGUGUUUGUGUUGCGCUUGGUUGUGUGCGCUCGCACCACCGAGUCACGGCACAUUCAUGAGGCCUGGACUCACAUCACUCAGCUGGCAUCCGGGCUUCUCUGUGAGAACCAACACUGAGCACCGGGCACAGCACUGUUCUCGCUAAUCAUUCUCUCUUACACACAUCCUGCUGCUGCAAUUCUUUCUCAUCUUUCUGCGUGUUUAUAUGUGUGUGAGAUCUGUCGUUGUCUGCAAAGUGGUUAUAUAUGGAUAAAAAGUAUAACGUGUCUGUAAUAAAUUAAAAAUUAUAAUUGCUGUGCUAUAAAAGGAAUAAAACACUUUUAAGAAGUGAUAUAAAUGGAAAAUAAUGAACUUUAGGGUACUGACAGUAACUCCCAUUGAUCAUUUUCUUAUACCACCACACCCCUAAAGUGUUUUUAGAAAACAAGAGUUUAUUCUUUCUAAAAUCCAAAAUGGUGGAAUUCUUAAAAAAAACUAAAAUGUACUACUCAAUUUGGACUUAUGCCUCACUGAUUUCUCAAUAUUGCUUCUUCCUUAUAUUUCCUAAAAAAAACCAAAUAAACUAGCUACCUAAUGUUAUCACUGUGUUCACUCCAAAAUCACGACGAUGCCUGAUUUCUUGCUGCAUUUGUUCGAAAUCUACUUAGACAGAAUUAUAAUACUGAUGAAAUGAAACCAGUUCUUGAUAGUGGACUUGCCUAUAUUUUCCUAAAGCGUAUAUAUGUGUCUGUAACGAAUUAUUGGUCGAUUUUAGAAAUAUAUCUAAAAUCAGAAUGAGGUUUUAUUGGUGGUAGUUAAUGGAACAAAGUAUAAAGGAAGUGUUUUGGGUGUCAUUCUGUCAUUGUGUUAUUAUGUAUUGUAGCCUGGUGUUGGAUUUUUGUUGUUAUCUGGCUUACCAAUGUGCACAAACACUGUUAUUGUUACUCAUCAUCUUGAGAUUUUGGCAUUGAAAAGGUUCAGACUUAAAGCUACUUGCUUUAAUCUAAUGGGACAUGAUUUGGGUUCUGCAGUGACUUCUGAAAUAAAUGAAUGAAUAUUA